Molecule: messenger RNA, 5765 nt
Organism: Amoebophrya sp. A120
Lineage: Eukaryota; Dinophyceae; Syndiniales; Amoebophryaceae
Source: the annotation of a GenBank genome assembly
GAUAGAGACCCUUUUUGAAUAGGAGGAACCUCGACGCGGCGGACAGCAAAGCCUGUCACCGUGACGGGUUCUACCAGUAUCUUGUGAAAAGAGAAACUAAACAACAUCAACAUCUACAGUACCUCUACAUCCAACAGCUCCUACUUCAACAGGAUGGAAGACGUCCAGCCAGCAUCGCAAAAUGUUGUAGUCGCGGCAGGCGGGGGGGAACUACUUCGUCAGGCAGAUGAGGCCGACGUAAAGUUGUCAAAGCAAAUCAAAGAAAAGGAUGAACAGCUGGUUUCGGACGACCGCGUCGCUGCAGUAGCCAUGGAAGUGGUUGACAACUCUGAAACCAGCGUGGGGGGCGGAAAAAAGCAACAAGAAAACGAAAAAGAGAGUCGCCAGGAGAAGCAGGCCGCCGACAACUCCGUAAACGAAGCAUCGAAGGUGGUUGAUUCCAAGUCUACUUCCAAAGCCGCUGCUUCCGCUCCGCCAAUGAAGGCGAUGAAGGCCGCUGCCGCAAUGAAAGUGGCUCCACCGAUGAAGCAAGCAAAAGCUGCUGCUGCUCCACCGAUGAAGGUCAUGAAAUCUGCUCCUCCUGCUGCAAGAGGAAAUAAAGCUGCCAGCUCCAAAGCCGCAACCGCAGCGAGCAGCAAAGAAACAUCAAACCACGUAGUUGACGCUGUUGAAGAAGACGCUGCUGAUGCUGACGUGGAAAUGAAGCCUGUGAGCGAAGACGAGGACGAAAUGAAAAUAACCGAACAGCAAGAAGCCCCGAAAAAGAACGGCGCGUCGAAAGUAAGUGGUAAAAAGAAUAUUAAAGCUUCGGCUGAACAAGUUGUACCAGCAGCAGGGGGCAAAAAAUCAUCAAGCUCAAGUAGUUCGUCCUCUGCCUCCUCUUCCUCUUCUUCCGCGACCACAGCAGCUGCUGCUGCGGCCAGUACUACAACUGCCACAGCAAGUGCUGGGGCUGUCGACCCCGCCAACCCGCACUUGAAAGUGAAGAUCGGUCAUGUUAGUCAGAACGAGGAUACUGAGAUGGCAAAAAACCAACCGCGUGAAGAUGCCACUGCGUUCGCAAAGCUGGAUCCGACCGAGAAAUUCCUCGACGCACUGAAGCGGGAACACUGGAAGGACGUUUGUGAGACGUUUGCAGGUACUGAUGUGGCGUUCUCGUUUUCAUCUCGAACAAGACGAGAUGCAAUUUUUGUAGAAAAUUUGUAUUGGUGACUUGUGAUUCUGAUUUCGAUGAACGCGAGGGUAUGAUAAAGAAAAAACAUAAUGUCACGGUCACCAGUCUGAUACAGCAAAACCAAAAGCUGCUGCAUGCAAAAAACCUCUUCAAAAACACAGCCCUCCCCGCCGAGACGCAGUGGAAAGUUCUGUUGCAGGAGACGCAGAAAAUGACGUUUCCGUGUUCCCCGAACCGCAACAACAUCUAUUUUAUGCAUUGCAAAUAUGUCUGAGUCUGGAAAGAUGGAACUUGUGAUGCGUGUUGCAGAUCAUAAAAAAAUCUGUGUUGCAUGACUUGCAAAAGGUGCCCAUUUCUGGCCAACCUGAGAGGGCAUUUCUAAUGCAUUUCUCGCGCAGAAAAGGCAUCACCAAGAGGCUGCAGAACCUGUGAUGCUGGGCCCUGCAUUCCAGACUUGUGGUAGCUUGGAAAAACUGCAUGACAAAUUUUGAAAUCUUCGAGACCCAGACAUUUUUGCAAUUCAUCUAUUUGAACACCGCAAAAGAGGACGAACUGGGCGUCGGGGUCACCGGCGGUGUGGACAAACGCAAAACGCGGCCCUUUUUCAAUCUCGGCCUGCAAGCCUGCCGCCCGCUGGGAAAGUGCUCCAAGGCCAUGCGGGAAGCGGAUGGACGGAAGUUGAGCCUCCUGGUCAAUGUCAUGAUGAAGUGCGGCAAAGACAGGGCAUAUGCUGUGUAAAAACGUCCCCAACCCAUUGUCAAGAUGGGAAAUCUGCAACACAAAUCUCCAAACUUUGGGAGUUCUGCAUGACAAGUCUCCAUCUGCAGUGUAGUGCUGGUUAACAAGGAGAGCCGCAAGAGAAAGCCAUUUUUUCAUCCUGUUUACAGCAUUACAAAUACCAAAACACGACUGAAAAUGCAUCAUAUGGAGAUGCGCACUACAAGUGUUUCUGUCAUUGCGCAUGUGCGUGUCAACUCUGGGGUGAGAACGUUUUUACAAAUGAUAGGGCACCGAUGACCGUCACAGCCCGGGAGGACUGGUGGUAUUCGAGCUGCACGGUUAACCGCGGCGGGAUUACCAAUGUAAAAGUGAGUAUAUAAGUAAGUAAAAAGCUGUUGUGUGACUCCCGAACCCGAUUCAGGAAGGUUUGAGCGCAUGGCAUGCUCGGUUUCUUGCUAUCUUUCACGAUGUAGUGUUGGCUGCUCAGGGAGAUGAAAACCACUAAAAUCAGAUCCAUGUCGACGAUGGCAACCUGGGCCCCAGCCGACUUUUCGCCUGGGGGAAGGGCUUUGUGGGUGGACAAACGCUGCGCAUGGCAGAGGCGUCGGAGGUUGACGCUCUCGGCGUCGACGGGGUGGAAUGGUACCCCUGUCCGCGGGAAGCGCGCCUGGUGCCCAAAAGCCUGCAGGAAAGGGCGAGGGACUUCGGAAAUGGGAAAACCGAGCUAAAGCCGUUUAAGUAAUCAGAACUUGUCGCUUAGUCCUCCUCUCAAGUACAUCUACAUCCGAAUUGUUGCGCUUCGAUGCUUUUUCCGACUUAGCGUGAGAGAUGUACGUAGCACGCACUGCAGCCACUCCUAAUCACAUUCACAGGUUCAUGCGCAUGAGCGACCGGAAGAUUUUGAUCUGCGACAAGAAUUUUGUCGACGAGUCUGCGGACACAGAGGCGACACUCCUUGAUAUCGCCUUGCCAAUGGUCCUACGCAUUGCAAAAGAUCUAUCGUACUAGAACUAGUAUACAAAUACAUGACAUGAUGACAAGUUUUUCCAAAACAAAAAAUGGAGUGCAUCAUGCUGAAUCUCAAUCUUGAUCUUGUUCAGGUAUAAAAAAAGGAUUAGAUCCAUCUGUAAUGCGAGACUGGCAUUUAUAUGUAUUUAUGCGAGUGCGAUAGAACUUUUGCACAGGAUACAUCAGACUUACCUCCCUACACAGACUCGGCGACUUCGACGGAAAAUUACCGCACGCCACCGCGCCGGUUUUUCCGGCUAGCUGGCGAGACCAUCCGGAGGAAAGGCCGGCGUCAAUCCGCGACUGCAAGAACCUGGAGUGGGCUUCCUCCCCCGAGGAGGCAAAAAACCUGAUGGACGCAGCGAACGCCUGGGCGGGCGGGCAGGGCGCGGCGAAAUCUGGGACCGACAUCGUCCGGUACGUGUGUGUCUUCUAUCCGCACGGCUGCGCCGUCCCGAGCAAGUGCAUCGAGCGGUCCUGCGACGUGGUGGCCAGUCUCGGUUUCGAGAAACUGCGCGAGCCCUGGUCGCUCGAAGCCCGGAAAAAUUUCGACCAGUACAAGGAGCGCGUGAAUGUGCACGGGAAUAAGGGCGUUACGGUCAAAGUGGGUGGGAAGGAUGUGGUCUACAUGGGCGGCAAGGCGCACCUGCGCAGCGACAAGAUGAAGGACGAGGAGAACGAGAUCCAAGAGAAGGUACAGCAAAAACUCGGGAAGAGCUACGUGGUGCCGAAAAACUUCGUUUCGAACCACGCAGCUUUUGAAGAAAACCCCUGGUACAUGUACGACAACAUAUUUCGGGAAGAAGGUUUUGCGGACAGUGUGCGGAAAAUGCAACUACUGAACGGGAAUGUGACGCAGAUGGACCACAACGCUCCGGGAGCACAUGAUGGCGAACAAAACGAAAAUGAAGAUGAUGACGGGGAAAUAAACAGCGAGAACUCUGAAGAAGAUGCAGCUCCUGCUGAUGGUACAACAGGGAAUGGAGCUGGUGCGAAAAAGAAAACGAAGAAAGUCCGCACUGCGAAGUCGGAAACCGAGCAGGCGCGCCGGAUGAUGCGCGCUCCUUUCCGUGCGGUCGAGGGGCGGGUAUUGUCCUGGUUCAACGGGGAAAAGCCGACUGGUAGCGGUGACCUCGUAGGCACAGAUGAAAACGGCCCACUUCCAUCCACUUUGUCAUGCAAAACGCGCAUAAAAUUCCGUGUCUAUCAUGCAAAAAAUGGAUGGGGAUGGUUUUUUUUCUGUGGAUACCUCGGUCUGUUCUGCUACCGGGACCACCCGCCCAACUGGUGGUGGAUCCGGCCGCCGCACGCCGAAGCGCGGAACGUGCAGCCGGUUUUGGAUUUGAUGGAGCUGGCGUUUGGCCGCAUCGACAAGGAUCACUACAAGCAACUCCGGGAGGACCAGAAUCUCACCCGCGACGAGGCGCUUAAGAUCGUCAAGUGGGCGAAGACGCCACUCAAGGUUGGCAUUUCCACCAAGAAACUGGAGCUGUCGGUGCGGGCGACUGUGGAUAAGAACGGCGAUCCGCUGGAGAAGGCAGUUUUGGACAAGGACGGGGAGCCGGUGUUGCACCCUUUGACCGGAAAGCCGAAGAUGAAGCAGACGGGCGGCACGUGGAGAAUCCUUCUGUCCGCGCGGACGGAGGGCGAAUUCGCGCGACCGCAGCUGCACAAAAAGGGGCAUUGGGGGAAGUGGGAAAAAGACCGAAAUGCAGACUUUGUGCGCGAGGACACGCUGUCAGAAAUCGAACUGGAGGAGCAGUUGAAAGAACAUAAGAAGGAACUGAAGAAAAAGAAGGACGAUGCGGGGGCGGGCGACACUGCGACGGCGAAAGGGAAAAAGGAACCGAUGAAGAAAAGCGGUAUUAAGCUGGUGGGGAAAAAAGCAAAGGGCGAUAAAGUAGCAGGGGACGCCGGGGAGCAGGGCAAUGCUGAUACAACUGGUGCGGAAGGGGGUCCGGCGGCGGCGGGAAAGAAGAUGGUAGCAAAGCGACCACGGGGUAGACCACGGGGUAGCAAGAAGGCAGGACUCGAAGAUUUAUCGCUGCAAAAUGACGAAGCAGAAGCUGAAGUGGAAAUGCAGUCGUCCCCGGAGAACAAAAAGAGCAAAAAGCAAGGCGCGCUGGCGUCAUCAUCCUCAUCCUCCUCAGCGGUUCAGAAAAAAGAUCCAUUCCAGGCUGUGAAAAAAGCGAACAACUGAACUUAGAAUUUGACAAUGGAUUGUUAUAAUCCACCACGACGUUGAUCAUGAAGCAACGAUAGCCCCGAUAGGUUCCGCUUCAGUAUUCUAUUCAUGUUUGCGGACGUGUAUAAGCACGUGCUUUUUUUCGAAAUCAGGAACGAAAAUUUGAGGAAACGAAGUAUCGUGAUGGUUUGUUGAAUUUUUAACACCGAAAAUAAAUUCUUGUUGUGAAAAAAUCUUUUUCAGAAAGGUCUGAAAAUUUCAGUUCUUGGUCUACUGGACUACACGAAGUGCUCCUUUACGCGCAGUCGUGAUAGUACAUCUGGGACGAGAAGCUGCGGGGAGCCAGAGUGACGAUGAAGAUGAAAUUGCCUAUAGAAGAACAACAACCACAUUGCUUUUGCUUCAUGGUUAUUUCCGUACCACGAUGACUAAUCACAUGUACGUUUUUUUCACGUGUCAGUCCGCCUCUGCCUGGCGCCUCAGACAUUUUGUUGGUUGUCCGUAACCGUUGCUUCGGACGACCAGAUGGAAUCCCACGGCGGUUCAACAUGCGUGGUUGAUACGUAGUUGUAGAAAGACGAGCAGCAGGUACAAAUUAGCAAUGUUGUAGCUGCGAACAGGAUGGAGAGUCCGCAGUGAGCGACCCACGGCAACAAAGAGGGUCGUGACAUGUUUUGG